Messenger RNA from Aegilops tauschii subsp. strangulata, 795 nucleotides. RefSeq lists its product as uncharacterized. NCBI's taxonomy places the organism in Eukaryota, Viridiplantae, Streptophyta, Magnoliopsida, Poales, Poaceae. The record is from RefSeq and is a predicted model, not a curated record.
AUGUCAUCGUCGAGGUACCGUAGUCGCAACCGCCCAGCGCCAGCGGCCUUGGCUACGCGCAACAGCACGAGCCGACGGGGCAGGGUCUCCGAUGCCGACGCCGCCAUCACAAGGGACGCAUCCCCGUGGGCGUCGCUGCACCAGGAGCUGUUGGACCUGAUCGCGUGGCGGGUGCUGGCGGUCGACUUCCGGGGCUACGUCCGGUUCCGCGCCGUGUGCGCGUACUGGCGCUCCAGCACCGCCUGCCCGCGCGGCCGCGGCAUCGUCGACCUGCGCUUCCACCCACGGCAAUGGAUGAUGCUGCCCGAGGGCCACGGCCUCUACCCGGGCCACGAAAAGCUGCAGGGGUUCGUCCCCUUCUUCAACCUCUCAACGGGGGCGUUCGUCCGCGUCCACCUCCCGCUCUUGAGUGACCACUGCGUCCUCGACUCUAUCGACGGUAUCCUGCUGCUGCUGCGGGACCACGACACCGUCGUCCGCCUCCUCCACCCAUUCACGGGCGACAUCCUCGGCUUCCCGCCUCUCAAAACCCACCUGAGUUCUGUGAUCGGCUCGACAUCGUUGGAAAGCAAGUGGCACAAGUGGUGCAAUAUCAAAAAUAUCAAUGCUGCCGCCAUGAACGUGGGUGCGGAUGAAGUCGUCUCGCUCAUGAUUCUGGGGGCUUACGGUUGGAGUAAUGUGGCCUUUGCUACCUCCGGGCAACGGCAAUGGAGUGUAUCAAGCUCGCUCAACCGCCGAAGUUGUAGUCCAUUCUCGUUCCAAGGCAAGAUAUAUGCGGUGCGUUAUAACAGUUAG